Molecule: messenger RNA, 738 nt
Organism: Drepanopeziza brunnea f. sp. 'multigermtubi' MB_m1
Lineage: Eukaryota; Fungi; Ascomycota; Leotiomycetes; Helotiales; Drepanopezizaceae
Source: RefSeq, a predicted model, not a curated record
AUGGAUCGCUAUCAAGCGACAGGCAAGAUCAGGAAGAGAAAGGCCGAGACGCAGGACAACGAGCGCCUCUCCAAGCGGCUCAGCUUGCUGAAUUUGGAGCGCAAUGGCGAGAAACUCUACGUCCCAGUCGAGCAACCGUCGGCCAGCACGCUCUCGCCUUUCAAAUCAUCACCUCUACUGGCAGCUGUGCAAACCGGCGAUGACGACACCAUGCACCUAGACGACACCAAGCACAAAGUCUACAUCUACGACCUCGACGCCGAGCUCGCAGACGGCAGUGGCAGCGAGUCCGACGAUGGCAAGCUGGUCUUCCUGCCCGACAUCCAGCAACACCUCCGCGAGACGCGGAUCCCGCCCAUGGUGUUUGCGAACAGCGAGGGCGAGCUGGCCGGCGCGAAUAGUCAGCUGGUGCUGUACAACGUCCCGAGCUCGCUGAGCGUGCCGGCCGAGAAGGACAGUGUGCGGAAGGCUGUCAUUGAGUCGCGGGCGAGAGCUCGCGCGGCGUUGCAGGCGCAGAAGGCGGGAGGAGAAUAUGAUGGUGAUGCGCAAGAGAAUGCUUCGAAGGCCUGCGAGGCCCGGGAUUGGUACCCGAGUAUGGCAGGGAGCGGGAACCCGCCCAGCUCUAUCCCUGGCGUACCGCAACUAGGAGAGGAAACCAUGGAGGAUAUACCCGCAAUGCCAACGGAUAUGGCCCAGGAAGCUAUGUACAACGACCCGGAUGCCAUGGACCUGGGCUGA